Messenger RNA from Ixodes scapularis (black-legged tick), 3389 nucleotides. RefSeq names its product serine/threonine-protein kinase H1 homolog. Gene Ontology annotation, molecular function: protein tyrosine kinase activity; ATP binding. The record is from RefSeq and is a predicted model, not a curated record. Gene Ontology annotation, cellular component: spindle microtubule; chromosome passenger complex; spindle midzone. Gene Ontology annotation, biological process: protein phosphorylation; mitotic spindle organization; regulation of cytokinesis. NCBI's taxonomy places the organism in Eukaryota, Metazoa, Arthropoda, Arachnida, Ixodida, Ixodidae. The transcript is spliced from 3 exons. Bases 233 to 1591 code for a protein of 452 amino acids.
GCCAAAACUCUCGCUCCCAGGCAAGCCGGCAUGCUGAGGACUGUCGUCUGCGGAAGUGUCAAGUUCGCUGGGCGGGACAGUUCGGUGGGGGGCGAAAGAAAAACAAACUUAGCAGAACGUGCCCGUAGAAUCGCAGCGGCGGCGGCGUCGGCAGCGGCGGCAGAAGGUUAAGCCGAGUAAGCCGUUUUACGUAUAGUUCGCGCGGAGCCCACUAAAAUCACCCUGGGACGCGAUGGGCUGCAAUCUCUUUAAAGAGGCCAAAGUGGUCGAGGAAGCGGACAUCUUCAGCACGGCCAGCCGCAUCGAGCACGUCUUCGGAGGGCCCUGCCGGAAGGAGAAGCGGAAGUCGUCCAGGCAGCGGAACGCCGCUAGGAACGGCAGGCGAAGGAACAGCAAGAGCUCGCCGGAGCACGCGAGCCUGUCGGUGGAUGCGCGCGUCACCGCCAAGUACGUAGUGAAAGCGGUCAUCGCAAAGGGCCGCUUCAGCCGCGUCGUGCGCGUCGAACAUCGCACCUCCAGACAGCCGUACGCCAUCAAAAUCAUGGAGGCUCGCAACAAGUCCGACGUCUUCGAGGCCGAGCUGUCGGUGCUACGUCGCGUUCUGCACCCCAACGUCGUGCGGCUGGACGAAGUGUUCCAAGUGGGCCAGCGCGUCUACAUGGUCAUGGAGCUGGCGACGGGCGGCAAUUUGCUGGACCGUAUGGAAAUCCGCGGUCCCUUUAGAGAGAGUGAGGUGGCCGAAGUGCUCCGCAUGGUCUUGUCGGGCCUCGACCACAUCCACAGUCUCGGCAUCACGCAUCGGGACCUGCGACCGGAGAACUUGUUGUACGCGCACCCGGGCCCGGACGCCAAGCUCAUGAUCGCCGACUUUGGGGUCGCCAGCACACCCCAGUCCGGCCGCAAUGUGUACAUGCACACGGUGUGCGGGACCUUGCAGUACAUGGCUCCCGAAGUGGUAGCGAGACGGCCGUACACGCGGGCGGUGGACAUGUGGGCUGUCGGCGUGAUAGCCUUCCUACUCUUCGUCGAAGCGUUUCCGUUCGACGCCCAGCAGGACGUCGCGCUGCUCAAGCUCAUCCUCAAGGCGCGCGUCUCCAUGUCUCAAAAGGCGUGGUCGGACGUCUCCAGGGACGCCAAAGAUCUCGUUCGGCAGCUGCUCCAACGGGACGCGUGCAGUCGCCCGACGGCUGCCCAGGCCCUGGGACACCCGUGGCUCGCCCGUCGAGGCACGCCGUCGCCACAAAGUGGCUACCUGCUCGCGCGCCUGGGCUGCAACGACAGCGGGGGCUCGGCGAGCACGGACAACAGCCGCCGGUCCACGGCGUCCUCCAUGAGGUCGGGACGAUCGGUGCGGUCGCUGCUGGCCAGCCCGCGUCGUGUGCAUCCCACGCAGCUUGAAGCGCUUCACCAGGACCCUGAAGUGGUUGGCUUCUUGGCGUCGCCGUCCGCCGAACAGCCGCGAGCACCGCCCACGACUCCGCGAGCCCCUGGACCGCGCAACAGUGCCAAGACGACCGAGAGGCCGGGCCCCACGCUCGAGCGGACGACUGAAAUGCAAGGACCGAAGACGCAGCAAACGACUGUGCAAUAGAGACGACCGGAACAGCCGGCUGAACUCUAGUAGCCGACUGAGUGUUAUUUAACAAAGGCUCUGCCGAGCGUGCGACUGAAAUGCAAGGACCGAAGACGCAGCAAACGACUGUGCAAUAGAGACGACCGGAACAGCCGGCUGAACUCUAGUAGCCGACUGAGUGUUAUUUAACAAAGGCUCUGCCGAGCGUGCGACUGAAAUGCAAGGACCGAAGACGCAGCAAACGACUGUGCAAUAGAGACGACCGGAGCAGCCGGCUGAACUCUAGUAGCCGACUGAGUGUUAUUUAACAAAGGCUCUGCCGAGCGUGCGACUGAAAUGCAAGGACCGAAGACGCAGCAAACGACUGUGCAAUAGAGACGACCGGAACAGCCGGCUGAACUCUAGUAGCCGACUGAGUGUUAUUUAACAAAGGCUCUGCCGAGCGUGCGACUGAAAUGCAAGGACCGAAGACGCAGCAAACGACUGUGCAAUAGAGACGACCGGAGCAGCCGGCUGAACUCUAGUAGCCGACUGAGUGUUAUUUAACAAAGGCUCUGCCGAGCGUGCGACUGAAAUGCAAGGACCGAAGACGCAGCAAACGACUGUGCAGUAGAGACGACCGGAACAGCCGGCUGAACUCUAGUAGCCGACUGAGUGUUAUUUAACAAAGGCUCUGCCGAGCGUGCGACUGAAAUGCAAGGACCGAAGACGCAGCAAACGACUGUGCAAUAGAGACGACCGGAACAGCCGGCUGAACUCUAGUAGCCGACUGAGUGUUAUUUAACAAAGGCUCUGCCGAGCGUGCGACUGAAAUGCAAGGACCGAAGACGCAGCAAACGACUGUGCAAUAGAGACGACCGGAACAGCCGGCUGAACUCUAGUAGCCGACUGAGUGUUAUUUAACAAAGGCUCUGCCGAGCGUGCGACUGAAAUGCAAGGACCGAAGACGCAGCAAACGACUGUGCAAUAGAGACGACCGGAACAGCCGGCUGAACUCUAGUAGCCGACUGAGUGUUAUUUAACAAAGGCUCUGCCGAGCGUGCGACUGAAAUGCAAGGACCGAAGACGCAGCAAACGACUGUGCAAUAGAGACGACCGGAGCAGCCGGCUGAACUCUAGUAGCCGACUGAGUGUUAUUUAACAAAGGCUCUGCCGAGCGUGCGACUGAAAUGCAAGGACCGAAGACGCAGCAAACGACUGUGCAGUAGAGACGACCGGAACAGCCAGUGGAGCUCCACUAGCCGACAGAGUUUUAUUUAACUUCUUUGUACAGUAUGUAGACGACGUUUCAUAGUAGACAACGAUGGCAAUAACAAGACUGCGAGAAGCGGAGCUUAAAAGACCGGUUUACAGUUGGACUAUGGAAUCUGGCCGCGAGCUGCAAUUUGGUUCCUUGGGGUGUACAAAUGUCUAGUUGUUUUUAUCCAGUGACCUUAGGUACAGGAGUAAAAUUCCUGUAUUUGUGCUAUUUAUUAAGACGACGCUUUGCAGCUGUGGACUUUCUCGACGGAGCCCAAGUGUCGGCCAUAUAUAUGUUGCGAAUGUUUUCUGUCCAUUUUGAUGCCCGCCCUUUUAAUGUCAGGAAGUACAGAUAUUUUUUGCUUUCCUUUUUUGUACAAAAUGUCGAAGUUACAAGUCGUUUAAGCUUGCUCCUUCGCAAAACCUGUUUUUAUAUAAUUGGUAUACACUUUUUGUCGCAUGUCGUUGGAAUGACUCUAUGUACAAUAAUAAAUAAGGACAUCUACACUUUUAAAAGAAAGAGAAAUAUAAAAAAAAAAGGCAAAUGCCAUUAUUGUCCACGUUCCAAAAAAAGAAA